Messenger RNA from Oncorhynchus kisutch (coho salmon), 3476 nucleotides. RefSeq names its product L-seryl-tRNA(Sec) kinase. NCBI's taxonomy places the organism in Eukaryota, Metazoa, Chordata, Actinopteri, Salmoniformes, Salmonidae. Gene Ontology annotation, molecular function: kinase activity; tRNA binding. The record is from RefSeq and is a predicted model, not a curated record.
AAAACCACCCUCGAAGUACUGGAUUAUGAAGUGGACUUGUUAUGGGUCAGGAAGAGGACAUUCCUCAACAAAUAAUAGUUUAAUAACGUUGCAAAGGUGACAAAUCGUUCCGUCGAUGGAUCUAAAUGAAGAUCGUGUUCAUGCGAUGUGCACCCGGAUAUGCUUGUGUGUUCUCUGCGGUUUACCUGCAGCAGGAAAGUCGACGCUUGCACAGGCGCUCAACUCUCACUCUGUCCAACGAGGAUGGAGGUCCGCUGUCAUUUCUUACGACGACCUGAUUCCCGGUGACGCUUUCAAUGUGAAGGAAGUCGAGGAUGAGGAGGAUAUUCCGCGAUCGCAGACGCAGACUGAAUGGAAAUGUCACAGACAAGCGGUGCUGCGGUGUGUUGAACAGUUCCUACAGAGUCCCACAGAGCAGCUACCACCAAUCAUCUACCAGAUCAACAGGGAUGCCCGGAGUCGUCUCCUUCACGCCGCUCAGGCCUGCGGGACACCGGCAGGCUCUUCUCAGGCCUGCGGGACACCGGUGGGCUCUUCUCAGGUCUGCGGGACACCGGCGGGCUCUUCUCAGGCUUACCCGUCACCUUCAGAUCGACCACCGCCGCCACUCGUCAUUCUGCUGGACGACAACUUCUACUAUCCAAGCAUGAGAUACGAGGUGUACCAACUGGCCAGAAAACACUCUGUGGGAUUCUGUCAGGUGUACGUCCACUGUCCCGUGGAGUCGUGUGUCAGGAGAAACCAGCUGAGGCCCCAGCCGUUACCCAGUGAUGUUAUAGUAGAGAUGGCCAAGCGCAUGGAGCCUCCAAACCCUCAGAGAAACUCAUGGGAGCAGAACAGUGUCACUCUGGACAGCGAACACCACUUCACCAUAGAAUACAUCCAAAGGUUGGUGAAGGUGAUCUCUACUGCGUUGGAGAACCCACUGAGUCCAGUCCAGGACAACACUGAGCAGAAGGAGGCUGAUCGUCAGAGCUGUGUGUCCAGUGUGGUCCACCAGGCUGACCAGGCCUGCAGACGCCUGGUUUCACAGGCCAUGCAGGAGGCCAGAGAGCAUCAACUUCCCUCAGAGAGGAUGAGGUCUCUGGCAGCCGACUUCAAUGAAUCCAAAACCACAUUUCUCCAGGACCUGCGGAGACAAGUUCUCCACGGCCUUCCCUUAACCCAGGGAGAGGGCGUGGAGGUGGAGCGGGUUGUGAACAGAGCCGUGGAGGUGGAGCGGGUUGUGAACAGAGCCGUGGAGGUGGAGCGGGUUGUGAACAGAGCCGUGGAGGUGGAGCGGGUUGUGAACAGAGCCGUGGAGGUGGAGCGGGUUGUGAACAGAGCCGUGGAGGUGGAGCGGGUUGUGAACAGAGCCGUGGAGGUGGAGCGGGUUGUGAACAGAGCCGUGGAGGUGGAGCGGGUUGUGAACAGAGCCGUGGAGGUGGAGCGGGUUGUGAACAGAGCCGUGGAGGUGGAGCGGGUUGUGAACAGAGCCGUGGAGGUGGAGCGGGUUGUGAACAGAGCCGUGGACGUCUUCAACAAAGAGAAACAGGAAAUCAUUGCAAGAUACCUUCCUCCUUAUGACACAGAAAAUGAGGGAUAGAUGAUUAUGAGCCAUUAUGUCACUUUCAUUGAUUCUAUGUAAAUAGACACACAUAUUGACGUUAGUAAUUACAUUUCUAUAUUUUUCUGACAAAAUGUCCAACCUGUUAGGUGCAUAUACAGGGUGGAACCAAGCAAGGUAGAACCAAGCAAGGUGGAACCAAGCAAGGUGGAACCAAGCAAGGUAGAACCAAGCAAGGUGGAACCAAGCAAGGUAGAACCAAGCAAGGUGGAACCUAGCAAGGUGGAACCAAGCAAGGUGGAACCAAGCAAGGUAGAACCAAGCAAGGUAGAACCAAGCAAGGUGGAACCAAGCAAGGUGGAACCAAGCAAGGUAGAACCAAGCAAGGUAGAACCAAGCAAGGUGGAACCAAGCAAGGUGGAACCUAGCAAGGUGGAACCAAGCAAGGUGGAACCUAGCAAGGUGGAACCUAGCAAGGUGGAACCUAGCAAGGUGGAACCAAGCAAGGUGGAACCUAGCAAGGUGGAACCUAGCAAGGUGGAACCUAGCAAGGUAGAACCUAGCAAGGUAGAACCUAACAGGGUGGAAUGUGGAGGCUAACUUAGCCGUAGCACUGGGUGGAACCUAGCAAGGUGGAAAUGUGGAGGCUAACUUAGCCGUAGCACUGGGUGGAACCUAACAAGGUGGAAAUGUGGAGGCUAACUUAGCCGUAGCACUGGGUGGAACCUAACAAGGUGGAAAUGUGGAGGCUAACUUAGCCGUAGCACUGGGUGGAACCUAGCAAGGUGGAAAUGUGGAGGCUAACUUAGCCGUAGCACUGGGUGGAACCUAGCAAGGUGGAAAUGUGGAGGCUAACUUAGCCGUAGCACUGGGUGGAACCUAGCAAGGUGGAAAUGUGGAGGCUAACUUAGCCGUAGCACUGGGUGGAACCUAACAAGGUGGAAAUGUGGAGGCUAACUUAGCCGUAGCACUGGGUGGAACCUAACAAGGUGGAAAUGUGGAGGCUAACUUAGCCGUAGCACUGGGUGGAACCUAGCAAGGUGGAAAUGUGGAGGCUAACUUAGCCGUAGCACUGGGUGGAACCUAGCAAGGUGGAAAUGUGGAGGCUAACUUAGCCGUAGCACUGGGUGGAACCUAGCAAGGUGGAAAUGUGGAGGCUAACUUAGCCGUAGCACUGGGUGGAACCUAGCAAGGUGGAAAUGUGGAGGCUAACUUAGCCGUAGCACUGGGUGGAACCUAGCAAGGUGGAAAUGUGGAGGCUAACUUAGCCGUAGCACUGGGUGGAACCUAACAAGGUGGAAAUGUGGAGGCUAACUUAGCCGUAGCACUGGGUGGAACCUAACAAGGUGGAAAUGUGGAGGCUAACUUAGCCGUAGCACUGGGUGGAACCUAGCAAGGUGGAAAUGUGGAGGCUAACUUAGCCGUAGGACUGGGUGGAACCUAGCAAGGUAGAAAUGUGGAGGCUAACUUAGCCGUAGCACUGGGUGGAACCUAGCAAGGUGGAAAUGUGGAGGCUAACUUAGCCGUAGCACUGGUUGGAACCUAGCAAGGUGGAAAUGUGGAGGCUAACUUGGCCGUAGCACUGGGUGGAACCUAACAAGGUGGUAAUGCGGAGGCUAACUUAGCCGUAGCACUGUGAGUGAUCAAGAUCCAGCUGGCAUAAUGGUGAACACUUGAAGAUAAUUUUUUACUGUUCUGUCAAACAUAAUUUAAAAUGAUCAAAUGUUCAUCUACUUUAGCCGAACAGCAGGGGACAUUUUAAGAGUGAGACUGUACUGACUAACAUCAUGAAACAUUAAAAUGUAGAUGUAAACCGAGUGUUGAUACUUAAUGUAGCGUUGCGCUGUUAUGGACACUUCCUGAUUGUGAUGUCAUCAUCCACUGAAAACAAAAUGGUCAAAAAUGCAAAUAAAAUUCCCAUUGAGAUCGA